This is a messenger RNA of Stylophora pistillata, 1706 nucleotides long. RefSeq lists its product as uncharacterized. The record is from RefSeq and is a predicted model, not a curated record. NCBI's taxonomy places the organism in Eukaryota, Metazoa, Cnidaria, Anthozoa, Scleractinia, Pocilloporidae.
AAAGGAUCAUCUUUCGUGCCCAAGACGAGAAGUGACAGGUAUAAACUCAUCAGAAGAAUUGAAGAACAGAAAGUUUUUUUGAACUUGUUAAAGUUAAUCAGUAUGGUUGAAAACGAGAAACCUUGGCCCGAGCCUGCUCCAGAUUGGCCUGAAGCGAAAAAAACUUGGAAAUUGGCUUGGCCAUUUCAUGUUUAUCUGUUCACAGCAUUGAACGUUUUGGUAGUGAUUCGCGGCACGUACGAAUUAGUCAAACGGGGAAAAACGCAUUUUAUGAGGAAGGAUCACCGCUUCCUUAUGAAUUUACUUCUUCUAGCGUUCGGCUUAAGUCGUACAACGUACUUGCUUUGGAAUCCGUACGAAUCAGAUCCUGAUGUAACUAAAACAGUGCUGGUAAUCUGCAUCGUCAUGUUUGGUAUCGGAACUGCGUGUAUUGUAUCAGCAUUUAGUUUUGUGCUGUUGAUCGUUCUAGAAAGCACUCGCAUUUCCCUUGCUCCCAGUAAGUUUCAAAACAGAGGAUUUUUCCUUGGACUUUUCAUCGUCAAUGUUAUUUAUGUGAUCGUGUCUGAUUUAAUCGUUGCGCAUUUCCACGAAGCUAAGGCGAUGAUCGUCGUUUGUCAAGUUAUGUUUGCUGCCUGGGGAUUUCUAAUUGCGUUCGGGUUUACCACAGCUGCCGUACGACUUUGGCGCAACUUGAAAGCUUCUCGCCAAACCUCUCAGUAUGGCCCUGUUCUGGCUGCCGAGAGUAUGAAGAUCACAAGAUUGGUCAGUUUGCUUUAUUCGGCCUCGUUUUGCGGAGUGUUGAUGUUCUCAACAAUUGUUUACUCAGCUUUUGGCGCAACAGGAGUGAAUAACAAAUCUGGAUUUGUCAGGAUAUGGCCUUGGAUUGUAGUGAAGACGUUGAUGCGAACAUUAGAGGUACUGAUGUGCUUGCUUAUAUACCUAGUUGCUCUAAAGACAAAAACUUCUAACUCUACAAAAAAUAAUCAGAUCAGCAACGACUCGACGCUUGAGAGGAUAAACUGCUCGAAUCAAACAUCUUGAAGCACCUGAGACAGUUUUUUAUUCGAACGUCUUUUUCCUUAAAGUUAAAACUCCGACCACCUUACACGGGACGUGGCAUCCCUUCAUUGAAAGGAAAAAUUACUUAAUGGCACUGCCUUUGGAGAGAAUAACCUUGGUUGCUCGUUCAUUCUAAUUUAUCAUUUGUGACCCCAAGGAAAUUUUUUAAAUUUCUGGUGGAAAUUACACGAAAAUAAACGAUUAUUCAUUUGUUUACUUUUUUUCUCCAUAUAUUCAUGCUCUUCGGUGCUGAUGUUUUUAUUCCACGCUUAAUUUACAAAUUUUGUACCAGAUAUGCGUUUAAGGACCGGAACGGGUACAAAGGCGAAGCUUUUAUUUUUACUCUGUGCUUUUUUUUGUACUUGACACAAUUUGUGAUAUCAAUUAUAGCCAAAUUAAGGCAUGAUCGAGAGCCGCUCUUUUGUUUUUCCCAUUUUCAACUAGUACAUCUAGAGACCGAUUGAUAUGAAAAGUACUUAAGGCAUUUAAUUUAACCAUUUAUUUGAACUUAUCUUGCUUUGCUUUUUUCCGCCUACGUACAAAAAUAUGGGUAAAGUGAAUACUCAAUAUCUUUGUAUUGUUUAGGGAUAAAAAUUGGAAAAUUUAAAAGCUCUGCGGAUAAAAUGUAUAUUCUUAUGAGACUAAGA